AUGAGCUGGAUUUCGUCGGCAAUUUCUCUUAUAAGUAUCACCACAAGUACGUUUGGUGUCGCCUCUAACUCUCUCCUGAUUUACCUCAUUUUGACGAAAACUCCACAUCAUCUAAGCUCCUAUUCCGUGCUUAUCCUCAACUGGUCCAUCGGCGAUCUAUUUGUCUGUAUGGCAGCCCUUUUCGAACGUCAAAGGAUAAUGAUUAGUGGUCCCAGCUCGUUCUUCAUCUUCAGUGGACCGUGUACAUAUUGGGGAUCUAAGGCCUGCUUUGUAGGGAGUAUUUUUCUUCUGCACUGUCUUGUUCACGGGUUUUGGUCCAUGCUGUACUCAUUCGCUUAUCGUUAUUACAUCUUGGGCCAUAGUCAGCCAAGAAAAGGCAUUCUAAUACUUAUUUCUGUUAUCCUAUACUUGCCAUCUCUUGCUUAUUUUGUCACAAUUUGUUUGCAGAUCUUGUACUGUUCCAAGAAUAGCGACGAAGCGAAAUUGAAAGCAGAAAUCAAGAUCCAAUUGGGGAUUGAUGCGAGUGCAGAAUGCGUCAGCGGAUAUCUGAACGAAUUUGAAUUACACUACGCUCUCAUUUAUAUCACUAUAAUACCUUUUGUUAUUUACAUCGCCAUCCUCAUUCUGAGAAAACUUACCAUAUGGAAACUAAAAUCUUAUGAAACGGCUAUGUCUGAAGGCACAAGACAGCUCCACGCACAAAUGCUCAAGGUCCAUAUUUCGGGAUGA
Molecule: messenger RNA, 729 nt
Organism: Haemonchus placei
Lineage: Eukaryota; Metazoa; Nematoda; Chromadorea; Rhabditida; Trichostrongylidae
Source: the annotation of a GenBank genome assembly